Molecule: messenger RNA, 740 nt
Organism: Penaeus vannamei (Pacific white shrimp)
Lineage: Eukaryota; Metazoa; Arthropoda; Malacostraca; Decapoda; Penaeidae
Source: RefSeq, a predicted model, not a curated record
AUGGGGUAUGAGCAGAAGCAGAAGCAGGGUGUUGAGGGGCAGGAACUACGAAAGCAAGGGACAUGGAAGCAGGGAUUUUUGCAAAUCACACACUCGCAUCUGGAGUGCUUGAGGAAACCGGUUCGGUUUCGUAACACAGUCCCACGGGGGACGCUCUUUCCACGCCAGAAGGAUAAAAGCGCCUGCACCGUCGCCUACACCAUCACACACGAACCAGUACGUGCUUUUGUGUCUCUGUCUACGCCUUUCUCUUUAGCUUUAGGGGGUUCCACGAUGCUUCGUUUCGUUUUGCUCGCUCUCCUCUUCGCUGCGGCGACGGCGCAGCAGGUGGCCCCGUGCAGGUGCGGCGCCUUCAUCACCACCGACUCUGGAGACCUCCUGCUGUAUGAGCUUCCCCCUGUGGAAGUGCACAGCUGCGACCAGAGCCAUCCUUGCCAGUCCCGCUGCGUCCAGGAGUUCGAAAUGCUGUCUGGAGGCGGCGACUUGGACUUCGUCACUUCCACCAACGCGACUGUUGGCCAGGUGCUGUGCGAGGCGGCGGGGGUGGCCGUCGACGGCGAAUACGUGUACGCCUACUCAGAGCUCUGCGACGGCCCCUGGGAGUGGACCGGCGACGUGACUCAGCAGCCCCUCUGCUGCACCGACGCCGCCGAGUACGUUCCCUGCGAAGCGGGCACCACCCUGGCCCCGUAGGGACGGGGUCUCGCCUCGCCUCAUGCAGUAAAGCGUUGAUAGUAAAA